GGCAAUAGAUUAUACAAAGCUUCGAAGGUGUUUCUCCUCGAGGUCUGCGACCGUUCACUUUAUCGUUGUGCUGCUCCCAGCCCUAGUCUGAAAACUUUGCCGCUUGUGAUCCAACAAGAGAGACAAUGCGCUGCCUAGUGCUCUUCGCUUUGGCCACCAUGGCCUUGGCACAACAACCUGCCCGUCCGAAAAUUGGAUCCACAUUCGAGGCAAUGGCAAUGGUCCGUAUCCACGGUCGUGAAGGUGACGUGAAUGGAACUGGUCGUUGGUACAGCGACGCCACACAUAUGAGGGAACUGGAAACUAGCGAACUGGACAAAGGAAAAUUCCGCUCGUACCGACUGGCUCGCUUUGAUUUGAAAAAGGAGUACUUGAUCAUGGGAAACAGCACUGACUGUGAAGAGCAUCCUCUUGGUGAAUUCCACGCUCCGUUUGGCUGGCUCGAGGACGCUCACUACGAAGGAGAGCAUAGCACUCCCGCUGGUGUCAAGGUUCAAGUUUGGGCUGCAAGGCACGACGAGUUCUCAUUCAUUCUCGGAGUGAAGCCGGAGACGCCCGACGUUCCAUACGUCUUUGAGCGUGAGGAGGGCAAGACUGUCAUUGGUUAUGAGUUCACAUCUUUCAAGGCCGUUGACCCACCGGCAACAUCCUUCAACGUUCCACCUGAGUGCACCAAGCGCCAGUAACAUGUGUCACUAUCUAUCAGUGUAUCUUUCUGUAUAGGUGAAUGUCUUUUUGCUUAGUUUUUUUUUCGUGGUGUCCUCCUGUCACGGCUGGAUGUUUAGUCUUAUUCAUUGUCUCUCUCUUCCCUGUCUGGAUGUUCACGUUGUCUUAACACAUGAUGUGACUGCUAGUACAAUAAUAAUCAUGUGACUUCAAGCUGGUCUUGUUUUACAUUGGCGUGCGUGAAGAAGAACUUUGAACAUGGA
This is a messenger RNA of Sycon ciliatum, 929 nucleotides long. RefSeq lists its product as uncharacterized. The record is from RefSeq and is a predicted model, not a curated record. Bases 126 to 686 code for a protein of 186 amino acids. The transcript is spliced from 6 exons. NCBI's taxonomy places the organism in Eukaryota, Metazoa, Porifera, Calcarea, Leucosolenida, Sycettidae.